CCGCUCUCCAUGAAGCAGCAUGGGAGCCCGUAAUUCAAAUUUUGAUCAUUUCAAACAUCAAUCUAAUACAAAGGAGCCGUGAAGCCACCAUAAAUUUCAGGACUCCUUUGGAUCUCUCUACAUCUCUACCUCUCUUGUCGUCCUCAUCAUCAUAAUCUCCAUCAGGCAUGGAAGAACUCUGCAGAUCUUUUGAUAUCACAGACCUUUCUGCAGAAGACCUACAAGAUGUCAGGCUCAUCUUGAAGAUGAAGGUCUACGCCAUCGUCUCCAUCUCCGGCGACCCCUUCAUCGACCCCAACAGAUGGUACUCCACCGCCGUCGACUACCAAGGUAGGACAUGCCCCAGAUGGAACAACACCUUCUUCCACUUCACUCUCCAUGAUCCCUCCCUCUUCUCCAACCGCCUCCGCCUCAUGUUUAGAUUCUACUGCGAACGGACCUUCCACCACAACCGUUACAUAGGAGGAAUCACCGUUCCAGUCAAGUGCCUGUUCGACCUUGCCGGAGUGCUCAACUCCUUCUACCACGUCAGUUUUCCUGUGAAGCUCCCCUCAGGCGGUGAAAAGGGUUUUCUCAAGCUCUCCUUCCGGUUCGGGCAGUCCCUCCCUCGCCUCAUACGGCCGGCACCGCCAUGGCCGCCGCAGCAGCUGCCGAGAAACAACACCUUCAACCAUGAAGAGCCACCUCAACUUUACAGUGGGUACCCUUCAAACGACCCCUGCAGUUACAUCCAUAGCCGUCAACAAGCCUGCAAUUAUGAUGAUCAACGAAAUGAUCUUCACACAAAUCAGGUCCAGUACGCUUCAUAUAAUUUCCGGUCAUCCAGUCUUCCAAGCGCACCGAGCUACGACCAAAUUAAUUCUAGCGGGUCUUUCCCGAGUUCCUUUGAACAUUAUCCAGAUAGCGAUAAAGAUGACGCAUAUUACUCUUCUGGUUCAUACGAUGAUGAAGCCGACCGGUGAAAAUAUCUCAGCCGCAACUCAACUUCAUCGAUACAAAAAAUGGGAAAUGUUUUGACUUUUCCUGUUUGAGUUUGUCUGGAUUAGGCUACAUGUAAUUAGCUUAGCCAGUCCAUUUCUGCAAUAUUAUUAUUAGGAAAUUAGGGUUUCGCACUCAUGUACCAUGUACUACUCUUUAGAGGUGUAAAUAUUGUGCCCUCUCUCAUCCAAAUUUCAAAAACACA
Vitis riparia (riverbank grape) is the source of this 1183-nucleotide messenger RNA. RefSeq names its product protein SRC2 homolog. Bases 168 to 962 code for a protein of 264 amino acids. Gene Ontology annotation, biological process: defense response. The record is from RefSeq and is a predicted model, not a curated record. Lineage: Eukaryota; Viridiplantae; Streptophyta; Magnoliopsida; Vitales; Vitaceae. The transcript has a single exon.